ACUGAACAAAUGCUAAAUUUGAAGUUUUAUGAUUCGGGUUCCAUUCAAAGUAGAUUUUGUUCGGAACUGUGGGGAAUUGAUUAUUUUUACAGAAUAAAAUAACACAUGCUUAACAAUGAUUCAGUGGUAAUCGUAAAUUUUCUUUACAUAUGUGAAUUAUUAUUCAAUCCGAAAUGUGGAUACCAUCGAAAACUCCGAAACUAGCCGUCGCGGUCUACAACUGGAAAGGGGAUGUUCGAUCAGGUUUACCUUUGGAAAUAGGUGAAACUGUACAGAUAUUGGAGGAAAAUGGAGCUUGGUUCCGUGGGUUCAGCACAAAAAACAGAUCAACAUGGGGUAUUUUUCCUGCCUGUGUUGUGUCUCUCAGACCGUGCACUGUGAAAGGCUCUGGGGCAACAGCUGUUGCUGAAUUGAAGGAUGAUCCUCUAGUUCGUGAAAUUGCAUGUGUAUUGAGAGAAUGGGCUAGGCUUUGGAAGAAAUUAUAUGUGGAACGUGAAACGUACAGAUUCAGCGCAGUUGCGAAGGUAAUGAGGGAACUGUUAAGUGGACGGCGUGCUCUUCUCGCGGGGACCCUAACACAAGAUCAGACUAGGGCGCUAAGACUGAAGCUUGUUUCUAAACUAGAUUGGGGCAAUAGGAAGCUGGGUCUGGAGUUAGUACCGCGACGAGGGGCAGAAGCAGUCGAACCCGAAGAUAUAAGCCUCGUUGAACUUUAUCGAGUUCAUGUUGAAAGCGCGGAGAGAGCGGCUGCGUGGCGCGGGACCCUGCGUCGGGCUGGCGGUUCAGGCAGCAGUUUCAGCUCGGGAACGCUCACCAACAACUCGAAUAAUGCUCCGCCCACAACCACGGCUCAGUCCCACCACCUCAUGUGCAGCAUGCGAGACUUCGGUCACACUGCUGGCGGUGACGAAGCAGAGCUACUGCUGUGGCUUCAUGACGCUAGACGAUCGCAGCCGCUGUCGGAACGUUUCAGGAUCCGUAUAGCUAGAGAUGGAUUCUCUAAUUAUGUAGACCGCCUUCACGCUAACAGCACUUUAUUUGCCGACUUGUCGACAACAGACCUGACCAGGGAACUGUGGUUGGUCGCGUGGGUGAUACGGGUGGGUCGAUGGGCCGGCGCUGGCAGCAGUGGCAGUGGCACAGGAGAGAGACGGGGCCCGGUAGCUAGGAGACCUCUGGGUGCCGGUGUGCUUUCCUUAGCAGAUUUCCUUAGACAAACCGGGCAGCAUCCUGCCGAAAAAGAGUACACCUUCAAAGUAUACCAAUGCGAGGAGAAAGAAUUCCAUCAGCUACAUGACAUGCUUAUACGAAAGCAAACAAACAAGUGCAAUAUUUUACCCGGACAACCGAACUACGGUAUAGUAGUUGCUCUUCGUCUUCUUGCAAAUUCUGGUAGCGUGACGGAAGCUGUUGCGUCAGGCGCCACCAUCACUGCGAAACGUGGAUUCCCUGACGUCAUCAUGCCGGGAGACGUCCGCAACGACCUCUAUCUGACCUUGGAGAAGGCUGAAUUCGAACGCGGCGGCAAAAGCACGGCUAAAAACGUUUUAGCCACUGUCACUGUGCAUGACAACACGGGACAAGUAAUCAGUGACUGCGUGUGGGGCGCGAGCGGGAACGGCUCGACGUCCUACGAGUCACUGGUGCUGUACCACAACAACAGUCCGGCGUGGGGCGAGCAGCUGCGGCUGACCGUGCCUCUGGAGACCUUCACCCACGCGCACGUCAGGAUCGAGUUCAGGCAUUGUUCGACGCGCGAUAAGAAUGAGAGGAAACUGUUCGGGUUUGCCUUCGCAAGGCUGAUGGAGGCGAGUGGGGCCACACUAAGGGACGGAGCACACGAGCUGCACGUGUAUAAAUGCGAUGACCCUUCCAAACUGCUAACAGCAAGUUACUUGUCGCUGCCGUCGUGCGCCAACGACGCGGCGCGCGCGGCGCCCCCCAACGGCGUCGUGCCCUCCUUCCAGAGAAGCUCCAAAGAGAAUUGCACCAUCAGCACUUUAUUGUGUUCCACUAAGCUAACUCAAAACGAGGACCUAUUAGCCCUCCUCCAAUGGCGCGCCCACCCUGAGAAAGUUCAAGAAACAUUACUGAGGGUGCUCCGGCUCGGCGACGGACUGAGCUGCGAAGAGCUCAUCAAGUUCCUCAGAGACGUCUUAGAUGCUUUAUUCGCUUUGUUCUCGACUGAAGAUGGUAACAGCACUCCACACUCUGGUACCGUGUUCUUGGUGCUUAUAUCGAUAUGCAGUUUGCUUGACGAAAGCAGAUUCCAACAUUUUAAGCCGGUCCUUGACGUGUAUAUCGAAGAACACUUUUCUGCUGCCCUUGUUUACAAAGGUCUCCUGUCGUCCGUCCAACACUGCGCGGAGUGGGCCGCGGGGGCCGAGGGGCAGGAGCCGAUCCGCAAGUGUCUCCGCUCGCUGGGCGCUGUGUUCAGAUUGGCGGUGCAGUCCCGCAGACUGUUCGCUCGUGCGACUGGCGGACAAUACGAGGACAGCUUUAGGAGGGACGUUCGAGCCGCCCUGCACGCCCUGAAGGCAUUUGCUCAGCAUCCGCACAGAGAACAUCUGGCGCCAGCACAGAUAGCGUUGAUGACGUCAUGGGCGAGCGUGGCGCGCGAGGUGUCGGCGGCGCUGGGCGCGGCGGAGACGGCGCGCGUGUCGGCGGCGGUGCUGGACGCGCCGGUGUCGCCGCCGCCGGCGCUGGCGCACGCACGCCUCGCCGCCGCGCACCACACGCUGCGGGGACCGCUCGGCGAGGAUCCCGAGGCGCGCAACAUAAUACUGACGACGGCGUGCCACCACUUGCGCGUGCACCUGGCUCGGCGCGACGAACUGUUCCAGUGCGCAGAGAUGCUGGGCGAACUCGUCACGUUGCUCUGGAAGAAGAGAGACCCGGAACUGUUGGCUGACGACGACGAGCUCGAUCCGGACGUGGACGUGCUGUGUCUGAACACGCUCGAUGUGCUGGUCGAGACCGUACUGCACUUGAUCGGAGGCAACUCGCCCGUGCUCGGUUCGAUGGUAGCGGCUUUACUGGGCGUAAUGGAACUGCUGAGGCCAAUACAUUAUCAGCGACUGUGGAGCCAUCUCGCCCCUCAUCCCCACGACAGGAAACCAUUAAAGGACUUCCUCAUGCGAGCCUUCCUCGUAUUUAGGCAUCUCAUUGAACAAGACGUGUUUCCACCAGACUGGAUGGUACUUCGCGUACAGAGUUGUAAAGUCUUAUUGUCUGCCCUACAAGAUCUCGCAGAGCCGUUGCUUGAAAGGUUUUUGGGAGAAGAACCACCUCAGUUCGAUACACAGCUGUGGUCAGGGUACAUGGAGUUGGGCGUGUCGCUGGUGACGGCGGGCGCGCUGCAGACGGAGCGGUGGCACACGCCGCGCAUGCGGGCGCGCGCCGCCACGCACGUGCUCGCCGUUUGGAACAUGCUCGGCCCGGCCCAGCUCCACAUGAUACCGGGCGCGGUGGGGGCGCUGCUAGAGAUCACCCUGAUCAGCGAGCUGCGUCGCGGUGCGCUGGGCGCGCUGGUGUCGCUGAUGGCCGCGGAGCGCGCCGCCACGGGCUCGGCGCGGCGCACCGAGGCGGCGCUGGUCGACAAACUGGACUCGCUCGUCGCCGAGAACAAAGCGGACGAUCACUAUCGACGUCUGUUCGAUACUGUGCUCAUGGAGAGGGUGUCGACGGAGGGGUGGCGGGAGGCGGGCGCCGCGUUCGUGGGCUGCGUGACCCGCCUGCUGGAGCGGCUGCUGGACUACAGGGCCGUCAUGCAGGGCGCCGAGCACAGGGACAAGAGGAUGGCCGCCACCGUCAAUCUCUUGAAUUUCUACAAGAACGAAAUCGAUCGCAAGGAGAUGUAUCUCCGUUACGUUUACAAGCUGCACGACUUACACAUCGCCUCUGAUAAUUUUGUCGAAGCGGGAUGUACACUAUUGUUGUAUGCGGAAACGUUGAGUUGGGACAGCGACCAGACCGGAGUGGACUCGGAACAUCCCGACACGCCCGAGUGGAAGCGGAAGGAAGCUCUGUACAAUCAAGUGCUGCAGUACUUCGAUCGUGGGAAGUGCUGGGAAAAAGGAUUGCCCCUCCUCCGCGAAUUGGCAACCCUAUACGAAAUAAAGCUGUGCGACUACGCGCGCUUAGCGUACUGCUUACGUAUGAACGCGACGUUCUUAGACUCGGUAAUGGAACAGCUGAGGCCGGAACCAGAGUACUUCAGGGUUGGUUUUUACGGGAAAGGAUGCCCGUUGUUUGUCAGGAACAAGCAGUUUGUGUACCGCGGUCACGAGUACGAACGUAUCGGCGCGUUCACUCAGCGACUGCAGGCGGAGUACGUGUCGGCUCACAUACUCAUGCGGAACACGCCGCCGGACGAGUCGGUCAUAGCCAACGACGGACAAUAUAUUCAGAUCUGCAACGUGAAGCCGGUGCCGGCGCGUCGCAGCUGGCCGAGCGGCGCGCCCGACCAGGUCAAGCGGUACUACGCCUGCAACGACGUCGACACGUUCCUCUGCGACCGCCCGCUGCAGAAACCUCCCAUUGACAAGGACAACGAGUUCAAGAGUCUCUGGAUCGAAAGAACAACGUUAGUGACCGAGAGUCCCCUGCCGGGUAUACUGCGCUGGUCGGAAGUAGUAUCACGGUCGGUCGAGGAAAUACCACCAGUGGAGUUCGCAUGCGAAACUAUGGAAGCGACCGAGCGCGAGCUGCGCAGUCUGAUAUCCCAGUACACCGCGGACCCGAUGCGCAACAUCAACCCGUUCUCGAUGCGGCUGCAGGGCACUAUAGACGCGAACGUGCAGGGCGGCAUCAGCAAGUACGAGCAGGCGUUCCUGACGUCGGAGUUCGCCCGCAGCGCCGCGCCCCGCGAGGCCGCCGCCGCCGCCAAGCUGCGCCGCCUCGUGGGCUCGCAGCUCGCCGUGGUGGACGCCGGCCUGGCGCUGCACGGCCGCCUCGCGCCCGACGAGGUCAAGCCGCUGCACAGACGUCUUGUGGAGAGGUUCAACCAACUACGUCAGAAUUUGGGUCCCGGCCUGGCCCGAGCUCGGCGCCAGCUGUCCGAGAGCAUUGUCAAUACGCCGCUACCUCCGGUGCCUGCCCUUGAUAAGAGAUCUCAAAGUAUUCAACAGACCGAAAAUUACUACGAAGAGGGACAUUUCUAUGAUAAACCGUUGUCAGUUGAAGACCCACUAGAGCAGACCACGAUGUCGGCCAGUUUACCCGUGUGCGACAAUCGCGACUGCAACGACGACGGUUCGAUGGUGAAGUCGGCGCCGCCCUUACCUACCAGGCCCAAGUCCGGGGAUCCGCGGAGCCCUACGCGCCCGUCCACGGAUAAAUAUCGCGACUCGAUCGAUAUUGAUUUCGUCGAAACCCGUCGUCACAGUAGAACGUCGUGGAGCGAACCGACCGAUGCCCCGCCGCUGCCCCCUCGCGUGUCCGGGGGAGGUGUCCGGUCGUGGUGCGACGCGCCCCCCGCGCCCCCGCGCCGCGCCCGCUCCGACCCCGCAGACGACGCGCGCGACUCCGGCGUCAGUGUGGACGCGCACGCCUACACCAACGCGGACGAACACCGCAUGCAUAAAGAUCUCGACCUAACAGUCGAAUCCCUUCGCUACGAAGAAAUCAUCUCGAUGAUGUCGGAGCCUCUUCGGGUGGGAGAUGACGAGAUACCCCCACCGAUACCUCCGAAGGGGCUCGGACAUAUCAGCAGCUUCGAUUCCGGCCAUCACGAAAACGGUGAAUCGCAUUGUUAAUAUCGUAAAAUUUCUCUCGGUUGAGAUUACCAAAGAAGGAGGCUAUGUACCAAUGUUGAGGUCGAUAUUCGGUGGAUCUUGGAGUCAGUUCUAUCUUCUACCUCGUUCGCAGCCAGCAAGGAACUCAUUUAAAUAGACUUUAAUGAGAUUAAGAUUGAAGAACGGGCAGAUCUCAAAUAAAUAAUCAAGUGAUGACUAUUGAGGUAUCUGCAGAGAGAAAAAAAUCUGCGCCAGAAUAAUUAAUGAAAAUAAUUUCAACGUAGUCGUUACAAAUGUUUUCUGUUUAGUAAAUUUUUCUUCUCAUUUCUAAUAUCCGGUGUUCAUAUUGCUCCAUGUUUAAUAUAGAAUUAAUUUUACUUUGUAGGUUAUAAAUAUUAUUAUGAAUUACGUAUCGCCUGACGUAAAUUUUUAGCAAUGUUUUUAACUACAAUUUACCAAGUUCUUCCAAUAGGCAGUUGUUACAUUACAGGAUGAAUUUUUAUAUCUACAAAUCAUUUAGCAGUUAAUCUAAGCAAUAGACAUCGCUAAAAUUAGAUGCGAUUUUUAUGAAGAAAAUGAAUUUUUGUAUACUUUUUUUUUUAAAUCUAUAUAUAGGUACAUUUUAUAUUUUUUAAAUAUAAUGCUUCGAUCAAUAAUGCUACUAGAUUCGCGAUUAGCGCUUCAAAAACGGCCCGAAAAAUAAGACCACAAAUAAAUUUGUGGUCUUAUUUCAAAUUAGUAUGGUCCAAUCAUAGCCAACAUUAAGACGUCAAAACGCUGCACUGCGCGUUCAAAAACUGAGUAAAAAACUACCGUAACACCAAGGUUUUGGAAGGAAUAUCUUUUUUUGGUAAGUUUAUAUUAUAAAACGAAUUUCAUAAAAUAAUAAAAAGAAUUAUAUAGUAAAUAAAAUUCAAUUUACGAAUAUUGUCAUUGUUUGGCCAAUGCUUGCAACAAGGCACCAACUAUUGUAACAAACAUCACCUAUUCUUGAACAGGGAAUGCAUAGAGUAGUUUUGUUAUUUUAUAAUGUUAUUUUUGUUUGUAGAUUUCCUAGUAGCCCCUUUUCGCUGUGCACAAUGGAUAUAUAUUGUCGCGAAAGAAAGAGGAUAAGAAAUAUAGAACCCUUAUAAAAAUUCUAGAAUUGUUCAAUGGUGGUGGCAAAUCAAUGCAAAAAAGUAUUAUAAAAACUUUAUAUGUAUGUAUAAAUAUUUUAAGCGUAUAUGCUGAAAAGGAUUUGUUUUCUAGGGGAAACGAACACAGCUAUAAAAUAAGCCUAAAUUAAACUGAUUAUAGAAAAAUUCUUUGAUAUAAGAUUAAAUUAUAUUUGUAAAUAAUUAGAUUAUAAAUUUUACAGUGUGUUAGUUUAAUACAUAAAUUUUGUAUAGUAUAUUUGUAAAAAAGAGGUAAUUAAACCUACAUUAUUGUUUUAAUUACUUCUGUAUAAAGAAUACGUGGAAAACAUGUUUCUUGUUUCCUUUCAUAUUUUUUUACUUCAAUUUUAUUAUUUAUUACCUAUUUGUUGUAAUAGCGGCCAUGUAAAAUAUUAUCUACUACUUUUUUGAAUCGGUCAAAAAUAGUUGCGACCAUACAAAACAAACCUAAAACAAAUAUAUUCUGCAACUCUACGUCUUUCAAUACUUACUGUGUUCUGAGCAUUGAAAUGUAAUACCAAGAACUACAUCUAGUUCCACAAUACAAUAAGUACGAAAUUUUAAACAAAUAUUUUAAACCUUAUAAAUUAGUCUUUAUGUAUCAUUUUAGAAUAAAUAUUUUUGUACUGAUGACUUUUUAUGUUCAAGUGACAUUUUAAAUUUAUUCCAUAAUAUUCUUUCCCUGACGAAAGGACCUAAAUAAAUAUAUUUUGCAAUGGUAAUUAAACUUUAUGUUUAAGCAUUAAGGUUUAUAAUUAGCUGAAGUCGUUAACAUUAUUAAACUUUUUUCUAAGAAAUGAAGAUGUUUUCGUGUCUCCAAACGUGGCCACUCGAGCGUCUUAUUUUUGUUCCUGAUCCUUUAUCUAGUACUAUUAUUGAUCGAAGAUAUAAUGUCUACUAAAUGAAUUGCUUUCCAAGAUUUAUUCGUCUAGUUUCUAAGGGUCGAUGUCGUUUGAUGUGUUUCUUGUCGGACCGCGUGCGAGAUUAAAGAUUUGUCAAUAUUUAUUUGACGAGGCCAUAACUUGGUGAUAUCUAAUUGAAUGUAAAUAAAAAUACACCAAAGUACAAUAAUAUAUCUGAUCAUUUAUUUUUAUCAUUUUAUAAUCUGUGCUUCUUUUUACGAAUACAAUAGCUAUACGCCAUUUAAAAAAAAUGGCGUCUUAAUUUAUUCCUAGGAAAAAUUAUCGGAAUUCUAUCUUUUUAAAAUUAAAUACAACAAGUAAGCUACAAUAAAUUUGAGUCAACAAAAAACGUGUCCACGUCGGAUCGAUGGUUUUAGUGAUGUUCUGUAUACAGCUUCCAGUGUCCAAUCGAUUGGGUCUAUUAUUGGAUUAACUUCUUGAAAAAAUUGGCGUAACAAAAAAGUAAUAAACUAAAAUUUCGUUCCAUUCAACAUAUUGUAUUAGUUAAUUGCUCAAUUUAAAAAUGCAAUAAUGCAAUUUAGGUUUGCGUUGUGUAACCAUUUAACUUAAACAUGAAGUUAAAUGGUUUAACUUUAAUACUAUAUAAAUUGAAAAUGUGAUCUUUGAAAAAUUUUUUUUGGCGUCUUAUAUUUUAUUUAACUAAAUUUUAUUUAAUUAUUACUUAUAUUGAAAAGACAAACUAAUGACAAUGCGAAUAUUAUUAUAUUGAUUAAUUUUGAACUUUUUUAAUGUUCGAUCUCUUAAUAAACGAAUUGUUUUUAAACUGUUUUUAAACUUUAAUACUAUAUAAAUUGAAAAUGUGAUCUUUGAAAAAUUUUUUUUGGCGUCUUAUAUUUUAUUUAACUAAAUUUUAUUUAAUUAUUACUUAUAUUGAAAAGACAAACUAAUGACAAUGCGAAUAUUAUUAUAUUGAUUAAUUUUGAACUUUUUUAAUGUUCGAUCUCUUAAUAAACGAAUUGUUUUGAGGUAAAGUAAAUAAAUAAUUACAAAAAAAAAAUGACAACGUUUUUCUACGCUUGAGUAUUUUAGUAAAUUUAAAUUAGCGACAAAAAAGAGAGUACGCUAGAAUAUAUUAAGCUAUAGUCUGUAUCAGUAUUUAAAUGUUUUCGAACAUAUUAUUAAAUCAGCUAUACAUUUUGGUACAAAGUUAAGAUCUUUAUACUAUAUACCGUGUUCUUUACAAGAGCCUUUUCUAUAAUCAAGUGAUAUUUUGUUUUAUUAUAUUAUAGCUUUUCACACCGAAAUCUAGUUUAUAAGUUUUAGUACAAUAAGACCUAACUUCCAACGAAUAAUUUCGUAAUUUAUUUACUUCAUUCUGGAUUGAAAAAUUCUAACAAAGGAGUUUACGUACGCUCGCAUUGCUACGUACAAUUAUUUAGUGUAUGAUAAUAUAUAUUCUAAUAUGAAAAAUAAGUCCAACUUUAUUAAUUAUACGACCAAAUUGCAUUACGUAAUAUUACUUUCGGUAGGCAGCGGUUUGGCUCUGCCCCUGGCAUUGCUGAAGUCCAUGGGCGACGGUAACCACUCACCAUCAGGUGGGCCGUAUGCUCGUCUGCCUACAAGGGCAAUAAAAAAAACGUAUAUCGUAUAGGAAUGAAAGGCAAUUUGGUUUAAGCGACAUUUCGCUUAGUACACGACAUUUAUCUUGAUAAUUAAAGGUCCGUUUUACUUGGUAUUAGUAUCAACAAUUCGAUAUUUUUAAUUGAACUUCAAUUAAGUAUACCCCACUCAAAUAGUCGAAGAAACUUUUUUUUUGUAUUGAUAUUUUUUCCAAUUUUGAAAAUUUAAAUGGCUCUCAUGUAAAGUUGUAAACAUCUCCGUUUAACUAAAUAGCCUUUCACCGUCUAUAUUAAUUGCUUUAGACACUCGCAAUUCCUCGAAGUCAGUCACCCAGACUAACAUGCGCGUGCUAUUUUCUAUUACAGAAAUCAUUUACAUAAAUAUUAUGUAUAUUUUUAUUUAUGUCAAAUUUGAAGUAGCUAUUUUUUAAUUAAAAUCAAAUAUUUGUCUAAAAUGUCCACUAAAAAUAUUUUUUAUGUAUAUUAUGAAAUAAUAUUGUCGAUAUGUCUUCAUUAUUAACAUAAGGAAUUGUCAAUUGUUGGUAUUAUGCAGAUUAUCGUAGCUGCUAUAAUAAAACUGCUUGUACGAGUUUUUUCAAUUUGACUGUAUUCUAUUCAUUUCCGAACAAUGCGAUAUAGUAUGUACAUUAUUUCAUUUACAUAUAUGAUUAUUGUCACAAACAAUAAUGUAGUCAAUAAAUGUUGCUUGCAAAAAAAUUUUUUAAUAUACAUAUUUUAAAUGUUCAUGAACUAAAAAAGUCGACAUAGCAACGACCAUCUUUUUUACAUUCUUCAGUGAUAUUUUGAUUUUGAAUUUACUGUAUGAAUUAUGCGUAACAUACAAAUAAGUGAUAUUUUAUUUUAAACAUUAUAUUAUGAUAUAUUUUUAUAUUUUUCUUUUCUUUUAUAAGAUAAGUGAUAAUUUUUUUUUAUAUUAACUUUGAAACGAGUAUUGAGUUUUUUUAUAGUUUUAUUUUACAUUUAACAAUGCAAUACUUUCUCGCAUAUUUUACAGCAAACUUAUAAUAGGUGAUUUUUUAAAUACGCAUUUACACCUCGACAGGUAUUAAUAAGCCAUUAGCAUGCCAUUUUUGUUUGUACAUUUAGAAUAUUGACAGGUCAUUCAACAUAUAAUAAAAGUUUUAUGUACCUACUGUUAUUUUAAUUUUUUUUCUAGAAAUACUUUUAUUUCUCAAACAUUUACCGUAAUUUCAAUCUUAAAAGCCACUGUUUUCUUUUUCAACGAUAAAUCUUAUUUAUAUCAAACAAGUAAUUUACAUGAUAAAAUAUAAAGAAUAAAUUCGUAUUAUUGUUAACACAAUUUGUGAAAUGCAACUAUAUUAAGUUACCUAAGAUUGAAUUGUAUUGGACUGAGCGUUUGUAAGUUUUUUUUUGCAAUAUAUGUAUAUCACAUUUGUACGUGGAAAAAAAUUUAUGUGUAAUAAUUAUAUUCAUAAUAUUAGUUUUAUAAAUCGUACCAAAAAGGUAGGCCAUUUUUGAUAAACUAAUCGAUCGAUAUCUUUCUGUCCUAUUGAAUGUUGUAAAAGAACAAAAAAAUGACCAAAAUUUUAAUUCGAUGUUAUGUUAUAUAAAAUUACAAUAUUAUAUUUUCAUGAAAUUUGUAUAUUUUUGAUUGAGAAAAUAAAUUUUUAAUGAUAAUUAAAGUAAAUAAAAAAUAAAAUUAUCACCAAUAUGUACCGAUUUGAUAUGAUAAUUUUGUGAAAUAUUAGACAUGCUCUUUUUUUAAAUUGCAAUAAAUUAUUUUUUUGUCAAAAUAACAGUUCGCGUUACGUCUGAUGCAUGUAUGUACGUAUGCGAGAGAGCAAAUUGGUCGCAAAAUGAUAUUAUUCAGUACAAAACGUAGGCUCUUGUUAUUAAGGAGACUAGUGAUUUGUAGCCAUUUUUAAAAUUUUAUGUAUUACGGAGCGAAAUAAAUUUAGCUGUCAAUAUA
Molecule: messenger RNA, 11322 nt
Organism: Bombyx mori (domestic silkworm)
Lineage: Eukaryota; Metazoa; Arthropoda; Insecta; Lepidoptera; Bombycidae
Gene: spg
Product: dedicator of cytokinesis protein 3
Exons: 35
Coding region: 174-5756 (1860 amino acids)
Biological process (GO): small GTPase-mediated signal transduction
Cellular component (GO): cytoplasm; plasma membrane
Molecular function (GO): guanyl-nucleotide exchange factor activity; small GTPase binding
Source: RefSeq, a predicted model, not a curated record